AUGGCUGAGACGGCUCACAGCUCAUACCCGCGCUCGCCGAAUCUCUCGACGCGAUCGUACGAUUCCUCGUCUGUCUCGUCUGCCACGUCUCCUCGACCGCAUUCUCAGUAUACUGGCGUAUUACGCCACGGCGCGGGGCAACCUCAUCUGUCAGCGCAUUCUCCGCAUCUCGGCGGCAUGCCGUCGCUACCCUCUGUCAACCAUGGUUUCCCGCCUUAUUCGCCAGUGCCAUCAGGCAUGAUGGGGCGCGAAUCAAUCGGCUCCAACGAUUCCAUGGGCCACCAUAGCGGCAUGUCUCUCUCAGGCGGUCUCGGGGCCCAGGCACAAAAGCGAGCAUAUCGCCAGCGACGAAAAGACCCAAGCUGCGAUGCCUGCAGGGAGCGCAAGGUCAAGUGCGACGCUACCGAAACUGCCAGCUGCUCGGAGUGUUCCAGUCGUAACGUCAAAUGUCAGUUCACCAAGGAAACGAAUCGACGAAUGUCGUCCAUCAAGCAGGUUCAAGAUCUCGAGAAACAAAUUGAGCGAGUCAAGCGUGACAACACACAGUUGCGGCGUAUGCUCCAGGACCGAGACGUCUCCAUGGAUGUGGAAGGCGAAAAUGGCGAUCCGUCACUCUAUCAAAUGCCCGUCAUCGACCCCGAACCGCGACCCAAGCGACGUGGGCCAAUAAUGCCUGAGCUGGGCAGAGCUAGGUCGAACCUCCGCAGCGCGGCCAAGGGCGUGUGGAAGCAGCCUCAAAUGCAUCGCUACUUGUCGAAUUCGCCCAGAGAGUGCGCCAUCCCCGAACUUCCGCCAAGAGCCAUGGCGGAUCAGCUUUUGCACACGUACUACAACUCGCUUCACACAAUGUUUCCAAUCAUCCAUCUGCCCAGCUUUCGCGCCAUGGUCGAUGACAUGUACCGAAACCCUCGUGCAACUGCGCCUGCUGCCUGGCUUUCAAUGUUCUUCGCCGUCUUGGCCGCUGGAACCCUCUUCAAUCUCGAUUCUCCUGCCAGAACCACAGGCGUGGCUGAGUUGCUCGAUACAGCUCGCAGCCUCAUCGAUCCCUGGAACAAUUCAUUUACGCUAGACGACGCCCGCACCUACAUUCUUGUCGCCAUUUGCUUGGACGAGAUCAACUUAAAGUCCGCAGCAUGGAACUGGCUGGGCAAUGCCAUUCGCGUCGGCCAGGAUCUGUGUCUCUACACGGACACCGAAAACUACCCCAUUAUCGAGGGAGAAAUGCGUUGUCGAACCUGGUGGGCAAUGUAUGUGUUGGACAGGACGCUCUCGACCGAGCUUGGCCAUCCGUGUCUUAUCAACGACGCCGACUGCGAUGCACGUUUGCCGGCUGCUGUCGAUGACCACUACGUGCGGGACGACGGGAUGCAUGUACCCAAUGGUGCUGAGCCAUUGACACACUCGCUUUUAGCUAUUAUUCAUGUUGUGCGCUCGUACACGUCUGUUUUGAAAGCGAUUGACAGCCCCAAAGUCCCGUCCGCGCACCUCGCAGCCUUUGAUAACCACUUUCGCAAGUGUCUGAACACAUUUCCGCCGGCCUGCGACCCGUCGAGCACCGUCGCUCUAGCUCCGCACUUUUUACCGCCGCUGGCCUAUCUACUCCAUGUUCGAAUGUUGCUGCACAGGCACAACCUCGCUCCUAGCUGCAGCCCAGAGGCACGAUUCGCAGCCGUCGAGAGCUGCACGCAUAUUGCCAUGGAGACGGCUUCGCUGAUUGCUCGAACCAAUGCGCCUGCCGAGGGGGCAACGGCGCUCCUAGCAACGCAUUUGUUCCGCUGCACUUUGUUCCUGCUCAUGGCAGGGCAAUUCGACCAGGCCAUCACUUGCACGCGGGCGCUGGGCUCCAUUGAAGCACUCCGUGAUGUGGUGACGCCUUGCGGGCGUUACUUGUCGUUCUUUGCCAACAUUUUGGCCUCGAAACGCGCGGAACACGCGAGCCACAUUGCCCGCACUACCGGCUCUUCUUCAAUACCGCAAUCUCGAAUCCAGGCUGACAACUCUGCCCUUUUGUUGUCACUUACCAGAGACGAGGAACUCUUGGUGUAUGUGUCCGCCGACACGCAAGCCGCUCCGUCCAGGACGUGGGUCUGGACAAUGGUUGAGAGAUCCGAGCCGAUGGCGACGAGCUCACCAAAGCCUCCAGGAGCCCCGAUCAGCUCUAUAUUCCAGUUGGAGCAGCGCACGGGGCUCACACACUCGGAGCAGCGAGAAUGGGGAGGAUGGCAGCACCUCGAGUCCACUGUCAGGUCUCUGACCUCGCACAACGCCGGAUGGACACCGUUGCCGGCACAAAAGAUUAAGAGCGAACCGCCAGUAUCGGCUGGGUUGGACAUUACCAAGCACCCGGAGCCUCCCCGACUCACGUCGGAACCCAAUUAUGCCCGGCCCAUGGCUAAGAGCCCGCCUCCUAAUGUGCCAAGGAGGGGCAACGACCGCUUGAGCAUCGCGAAUAUUAUUUAA
Molecule: messenger RNA, 2460 nt
Organism: Beauveria bassiana ARSEF 2860
Lineage: Eukaryota; Fungi; Ascomycota; Sordariomycetes; Hypocreales; Cordycipitaceae
Product: fungal specific transcription factor
Exons: 1
Coding region: 1-2460 (819 amino acids)
Biological process (GO): DNA-templated transcription; regulation of DNA-templated transcription
Cellular component (GO): nucleus
Molecular function (GO): DNA-binding transcription factor activity, RNA polymerase II-specific; zinc ion binding; DNA binding
Source: RefSeq, a predicted model, not a curated record